Molecule: messenger RNA, 779 nt
Organism: Camelina sativa (false flax)
Lineage: Eukaryota; Viridiplantae; Streptophyta; Magnoliopsida; Brassicales; Brassicaceae
Product: protein DMP7
Biological process (GO): endomembrane system organization
Source: RefSeq, a predicted model, not a curated record
CUCAAACGGAAGCAGCCACACACAAAAAAAGAAAGAAAUAAGAAAUCGAAACCCAUAAAAUCUUGUGCAAUUCUUUCAAAUUAGAAUAACCAUAUCAUAGAGACAAAACGAAACAGAGAUUAUAUCUAAUCAUUCGAAUUUGAAGAACCAAAAAAAAUGGAGGAGACAAAGCAGUCGUUGAUAGCAUCCUUGCCGGCAGCACCAAGAAAACCGAAGUCGAAAGCACAGAAAGUUGUGAGGAAAACAUUCAAAGGAACUGCUCAAUUGUCAAAUCUACUCCCCACCGGUUCGGUCAUGAGUUUUCAAAUAAUGUGUCCGGUCCUAACCCAUCAAGGUCAGUGUCCCACCAUCACCAGUCGCUGGCUCACCUGCUUCCUCGUCUUCGUAUGCGCCAUCUCUUGCUUCAUCUUCUCCUUUACCGACUCCAUCAGAGACCCAAACGGCAAGGUUAGGUACGGACUGGCGACAUGGACAGGGCUAUAUGUGGUGGAUGGAUCGAUUACUCUAACGGAGGACGAGAAGGAAAAAUACAAGCUCAAGAUUCUUGAUUUUGUGCAUGCAAUCAUGUCAAUGCUAGUCUUCUUCGCAAUCUCCAUGUUUGAUCAGAACGUAACCCGUUGUUUAUUCCCUGUUCCUUCCGCGGAAACCAGGGAGAUCCUUACCAGUUUACCUUUUGUCAUUGGUGUAAUUUGUGGUGGCUUCUUCCUCGCGUUCCCCACACGCCGUCAUGGCAUCGGAUCUCCCCUCACCAAAGAGUAAAUUUCAUAGUCAGACAAAAA